Platichthys flesus (European flounder) is the source of this 1509-nucleotide messenger RNA. RefSeq lists its product as uncharacterized. The transcript has 8 exons. NCBI's taxonomy places the organism in Eukaryota, Metazoa, Chordata, Actinopteri, Pleuronectiformes, Pleuronectidae. The coding region runs from base 245 to 1114 and encodes 289 amino acids. The record is from RefSeq and is a predicted model, not a curated record.
GGAAGAGGCACAUGUGGGAUCUCACAGUGGACAGCAGCAAGGAAGACUUCAAGGAGGACUUCCAAACUCGAUGAAGAGGGGAUGGAAGUGGCUGUGUGUCACCAUGGAUUCCUUCUGAAGGCGCUCAAUAUGUACAGGGAUUAAAUGGAGUGGUAGGAACCAGGAAGGGGCAGGGACAACUGCCGGUGAGGAGGUGGAGCAGGUCAACAGCUAUCUGUCCCGUUGCACCCUCACAACAAAAUACAUGUCUAAAGCAGCACGGGUGGACAUGCUUACAUUGCAUGCAGUGGGGUGGAACCACAAGAAAAAUGGCGCUCUACAUCAGGCCCUUUCCACAAGAUAUGUGAAGACCUGUCAGAGACUCAUUGAUGAGACUGCAAGGCUAGCUGAACUGCAAACACAGCUACAGUGCUCAGAUGAGACAGUGUCACAGUGGACCUCAGGUGUGAAGGAAUGGGCAGCUGAUGAGACACUACAGAAAUCUGAUCCCACUGCAGACACCACACACACAGGCCUUCAGCAGUCCAUUGGGGGCCUUUACCUUAGUGUGAGGCAGCGGAAGCAAACCCUCUACCGUCAGAAUGACAGCAGCAAAAUUCGCCAUGGCCUUCGAAGGAAGAUGGCAGAAGAGAAAAAGGCCCUUUUUCAGGAGAUUCAAAACUACAAUCUUCUUGUGCAAGCCUCUGCCACAAUUGAUGCAGCCAUGGUGGAGCAUUCCCUGACUGGAGAGAGCACUGUGUCCCCAAUAUGGCCAUGGGAGGUUCCUGGCAGCGCAAACAUCACAAUCAAGAAGCAGCUGCAUGACCAAGUGAUGUUGACCAUGCGACUGCAAGAGGAAAAGAAUGUUUUGGUGUUGGAGAUGGCACAACACUGCACAUGGUUGCAGAACCUGGCAGUGGUUCUCAGAAACAAAGUGGCUGAGGAUGACACAGGAAGUGAAGGGCUUUGCUGUCUCUUACGAAAGAGACUUUCAGAGGUGUUGGACAAGUUUGAGGUGGUCCUCCAACAGUACAAGACUGCUUUAGGUCCUGAGGCCUCUGUCCUCCCCCAUGUUGAAGAGGAAGAACGAAGUGACCGUAGCAUUCCAGACACCAGUGAAGAUGAAGAGGAUUGAAGUCAUUCACAAACCUAGACCUGUUACUAUUGAAUGAUUAUUUUUGUAUGUGUAUAUAUAAAUGCUUCACACACCUUGAUUUUAAAACAGUUCAACUUCUGAUAUAAAAUUUCUGCUUUUUUGUUUUUCUGUAUUUCCACAUAUUGGGUCUGGACAUAAACUGAUGGCAUUGGCAUUUUGAUAAGAGACUUAGACUAAACCUGAUUGAUAGAAAAGGCACGAUUGUUCAAAAAUAGUAUGUGUACAUGUUUUUGUUAUACAUGAUUCCAUGGUUUGUUGUCAGUGCUUUUGAAGUUAGCCUAGCCUAUAGUCCAGUGUUAUGAAUAAAUACAGCCUUGUGGCUUAUUUGACAAAUAUAUGUUAUGUUUCACUUGUGUAUCCAUGAAAGAUAAAUA